Penicillium bovifimosum is the source of this 1401-nucleotide messenger RNA. RefSeq lists its product as uncharacterized. The transcript has a single exon. NCBI's taxonomy places the organism in Eukaryota, Fungi, Ascomycota, Eurotiomycetes, Eurotiales, Aspergillaceae. The record is from RefSeq and is a predicted model, not a curated record. The coding region runs from base 1 to 1401 and encodes 466 amino acids.
AUGGAGCGAAAGCUAUCAGCAAAGGCCAAGAUGCGACGCCGUCUAACCUUCAGCCGAAGCAAUUCGGAGCACACCAGAGACCGAUCAUUGACAGUCGUCUCACCUAGCGAAACAAGCCGACCGGACAGUCGUCCACGCUCAGCAUCCAGUCCCCAGUCUCCCACGCAGGACGAGCCAACGUGGGACAGCAACCGCAACUCCAGCCGGGGUUACAGUUUCACGGACGAACCAGGCUACUUCCGCCCUGACUCACCGUUAAUCGACCGCCAAGAGGUCGAAGAAGACCUCGAAGCUGAUAUCAAACAUGCAUGCGCUCUUCUAUCCCACAGCAUUGACCGCGGCAUUCCCGCCGGAUUGUCGUAUCAAAGCGCCGUACCAGACUGGACAAACGGGAACAAAAUCGCCGGCCAACCGACUGCCAAUAUAGCACCAUCGUCUCUGGAGCAGGAUGUUCCUCUCCUCUCGGCGCCCAAACCAACGGACCCCGGAACAGAUAGCACCAAGAAACAUGACUCCGGCGUCAGCAUGAGCUUCAAUUCUCCCGGCCAACAGAGGAGACCAUACGGCAACAGCGUAUCCGGCACCGAUACACGCUUCUACAAUAAACAAUCCCAAUCCCAAUCCGCCUCACCACCACACAGCCUGGCAGCAACAAUCGAAGAAGACUGGAAAAGAUCCUACACUUCCAGUCUAGACCCAUUCCCAUACAGUCCACCCAACCAGCACAACAACUGGACAACAGACCCAUUACUCGACAGCCCCGUCAGCCCCGUCAGCCCACCAAACGAACCCGAAAAACUCGAACCGGUCUGGUCCAACACCAGAACAUCCCAAAACCACGCGAGCAACAAACCAGACCCAUCCCCAAUAAGCCCAUUAGCCCCCAGCCUCGGCGAAGCAGGCAGAACCUGGCUACGCGCAAGCAAAAACCUCGAAGAAGAAAGGCCAAAGCCCUCAGGCCGCUUCUACAGCUCCAACAGCCGAACGAUCACCGCCUCCGAUUCUCGCCAAUGGAAGGAUUCCUGGGAAGAGCGCGUCCCAAGUCUCUAUGGUGAUGCCUCGAUGGGUGCUGUGAUGGGCAACGGGUCCAGGAAUGGGAGUAGUUGGGGGGAUGGAACUAAGACGCCGAAAAUGGGUAGUUUGUCGACGGAUGAGGACUCGUCUGGCGCAUAUCCGUACCGGGUGUGGGCGGGGAAUGGACAUGACCGUGGGAUGUCGUGUGCCUCGUUGGGAUUCGGCGUGGAGGAUGGGUUUAAGCAUCGGGAGAAUGUUUAUGUUGUGCCGAGUGAGAGGAGUCGGUGGAAGAAGGCUUCGGUUUUGUUUAGGAGGUUGGCUGGGUUAAGGAGGAGGAAGGGGGAGAAGAGUGGGAGUGCCAAUGGGGAUGGGGAUGUGGUUUGUUAA